Messenger RNA from Saccharomycopsis crataegensis, 279 nucleotides. It is a transcript of the gene KGD4, whose product is annotated as alpha-ketoglutarate dehydrogenase subunit KGD4. The transcript has 2 exons. The coding region runs from base 1 to 279 and encodes 92 amino acids. Gene Ontology annotation, biological process: 2-oxoglutarate metabolic process. NCBI's taxonomy places the organism in Eukaryota, Fungi, Ascomycota, Saccharomycetes, Ascoideales, Saccharomycopsidaceae. The record is from RefSeq and is a predicted model, not a curated record.
AUGAGAAGCUCAGUUCAACAAUUAGCCAAGCAUGUUCCAAUGAUCAAGUUUCCAAACAGAAGUAUACCGGUCAAGAUCGAUCUUACUUCAAAGCCACAUUUCUUUUCUAAUGGCGUUAUGCCAGCUUCUCUUUCUGCUGCUCCAAAAGUCUCUCUUCCUGAAAGUAAGGCCAAUAUUGAUUUAAGAUCAGAGUUACCUUUGAGAUUCAGAUAUAGACCAAUAGAAGAUAUUGAAAUUGAGGAUAUCAAUUUCGGUGGUGCUGAAGUUUUGAUGAAAUAA